AUGAAAGACCAAGUGAUCGCGAUUGUGCGCGAGAUUGGCCGACAGCGAGCCAUCAACAGAUUCCAUAGAACCUGCUAUUCACUUCUUCAGGAACUGCGGACAAAGGUCUCCAUCGCAUCAGCCAAUCUGCUUCUAGUAUACCAUUCAAAUACAGCACCUACACCUGGGGGCUACUUUGCAGCUAAAGAGAUGGCUAGUGAGCUUGAGGAGGCUGUGAAAGGGGUUCGAGAAGUCGAAGCGCAGGCUCUCGCAGCCUGGAAAUCCAUCUUGAAUCUAGAACGGAGCAAUUCAGUUCCAAGUCUUACAUAUCUUGGGGAUAAUUAG
Molecule: messenger RNA, 324 nt
Organism: Penicillium samsonianum
Lineage: Eukaryota; Fungi; Ascomycota; Eurotiomycetes; Eurotiales; Aspergillaceae
Exons: 1
Coding region: 1-324 (107 amino acids)
Source: RefSeq, a predicted model, not a curated record